AUGUGGAAACUCCAUUUAUCGUGGGAUGAACCUGUUAGUGAUGAGAUUGCUAACAAAUGGAAGACUUUCCGAAAUGAUUUACAUCUUAUUCAACAAUUAAAAAUACCGAGAUUUGUUUUGAUUCCUGACGUGAACUAUAUUGAUAUCUGUGCUUUUUGUGAUGCCUCCGAGAAAGGCUACUGUGCAGCAAUUUAUUUGCGUUCAGUGUCACGUAAUUUGGACAUCAAAGUAACACUCUUAACAUCAAAAACAAAUUCCCCUCUGAAAGUGCAAUCAUUACCUCGAUUAGAGUUAUGCGCCGCAGUUUUGUUAGUGAAUUUGCUUAAAUCAGUGUUAGAACAUUUAGAGUUUCCUAUACGUAAAGUUUUGGCCUGGACAGAUUCAACUGUUGUACUGUCCUGGAUUUCUGCAGAACCAUACCGUUGGGUUCCCUUUGUUGCAAACCGCGUUGCUAAAAUACAGAAUACAAUUCCUAAUGUAAGGUGGAACCAUAUCAAUGGAAAGCGGAACCCAGCUGAUUCAGGUACAAGAGGAAUGUUUCCAGCAGAAUUUCUGAAGUGUGAACGAUGGUUCAUUGGACCUACUUGGUUAUAUUCACAAGAUUUCGAACCAUGUCCUGACAGUGAACAUCUUUCUGAUGUAGAUUAUGAAGGAGUUCGUUUUCUGACAACCGAUGAGCUUCGAUUAGCUACAAAAACAGUGAUAAAAAAUGUCCAAGAAUCAUAUUUUCCUCAAGAGCUCUCUUAUUUAAAAACAUCGAGAGAAUUAAAAGGUGUGAGCAGCCGAGUAAUACAAUUAACUCCCUUCCUUGAUGAAGAAGGCGUCAUUCGAGUAGGUGGUCGCUUAAAAAUGCAAACAUUCCUGAAAAUAGCAAACAUCCUAUUUUGCUUCCAAAGGAAGGACAUGUCACUAAUCGUAACUCAUUACCAUGUCAAUUAUUUGCAUGCUAGUCAAGAGUUAUUAAUAAGCACUUUACGAAUGCAGUUUUGGAUUCUUUCGGUGAGAAGCGUAGUGAGAAAGAUUAUUCACAGAUGUAUUCCUUGUAUUAGGAAUCGAGGCAAGACUGUGACCCAGAUAAUGGGUGAUUUACCCUCGCUCAGAGUUCAACCAUCAAGACCUUCUGCAGUCACCGGUGUUGAUUAUGCUGGUCCAUAUUCUAUUAAGUCCCAAGUUGGGAGAAGAACAAAAACUUUCAAGUGUUACGUAUCCAUUUUUGUGUGUUUCUCAACAAAAGCUGUACACUUGGAGUUAGUCAGUGAUUUAUCAACUUCAACGUUUUUAGCAGCUCUAAAAAGAUUUAUCGCCCGACGAGGCAAACCAUCUAAAAUUUCGAGUGACUGUGCUACUAACUUCAAAGGUGCUAGUAAGGAACUGAAGGAGAUUUAUAAAAAUGCAGCUCGCAUUGAGAAAAGCAGUGAAUUAUGUGACUACAUUACCUCAGAAGGUAUAACUUGGUUAUUUAAUCCUCCGACAUCUCCUCACUACGGUGGCUUGUGGGAAUCUAAUGUGAAAUCCAUGAAAUUUCAUCUUAAACGAGUAUUAGGAUCCACACUUCUAACUUACGAGGAAUUUUUAACAGUGCUUACACAAGUGGAAGCGUGUAUGAAUUCCCGUCCUCUUUGUGCGAUGUCUAGUGAUCCAAACGACUUUAGUGCAUUGACUCCAGGUCAUUUUCUGAUUGGAGCCCCUUUGCUUGCCAUUCCGGAAUCUGACUUGAGUGAUGUGAAAUCUUCACGACUUAAACGUUGGUCUCUAGUUCAACAGACUGUGCAACAUUUUUGGAAACGAUGGUGUGCAGAAUAUUUAACAACACUUCAACAACGUGCUAAGUGGUUUCGUGCGUCUCCAAAUCUAAAAUGUGGUGAUUUAGUUCUGAUCAAAAACGAACAACUGCCUCCAAACCAAUGGAAAAUUGGAAGAAUUGCCUUAAUUCAUCCAGGUAGUGAUAAAAAAGUUCGAGUGGCUACAAUCCAUACAGCCGCUGGUGAUUUCAAACGAGCUGUUACUAAAUUGUGUCUUAUCCCCAAUCAUGACUAA
This is a messenger RNA of Stegodyphus dumicola, 2037 nucleotides long. RefSeq lists its product as uncharacterized. The record is from RefSeq and is a predicted model, not a curated record. Lineage: Eukaryota; Metazoa; Arthropoda; Arachnida; Araneae; Eresidae.